UCUGUCGCUGCGGUCGCACUUUCCGUGGCUGGAGCAAACCAGUCAAUCCGCCUUGGUCAAACUCCUUUCAGCAGCCUCAGUUUUCCAUCUGCCUCUAUCUCGGGUUUCCAGAAAAUUUCUCAUUGUAGGAUACCCUAUUUAGUCCAGGCGCGAGCUGGUAGAUAGGGUGGUAGAUUUAACCUAGGAGCAUAGCAGCUGGUCGUUUAUUUUUUUCGCUUGCCAGUUCGCGCAGCGCGGUUACAUUUGCUGGCUCGCUCGCGAUGGGUGUUCCGGCGUUCUACCGCUGGCUGGCGGACAAGUACCCGUUGAUCAUAGUGGAUGUGAUAGAAGAGGAGGAGCAGGUGAUCGACGGCGUGACGGUGCCCGUGAACACGGUGGAGGAGAACCCCAACGGCGAGUUCGACAACCUGUACCUCGACAUGAACGGCAUCAUCCACCCCUGCUUCCACCCCGAGGAUCGCCCGUCGCCCACAACCCUGCACGAGGUGUUUCAGAACAUCUUUGACUACAUCGACCGCCUCUUCGCCAUGAUCCGACCUCGCAAAGUGCUCUUCAUGGGCAUUGACGGUGUGGCCCCGCGAGCCAAGAUGAACCAGCAGCGCUCGAGACGAUUCCGAGCAGCCAAGGACGCAGCAGACGCCGCAGCAGAGGAGGAGCGGCUGAGAAAGGAGUUCGAGUUGGAGGGGCGGAUGGUGCCGCCCAAGGAGAAGUCGGAGACGCACGACUCCAACGUCAUCACCCCCGGAACGCCCUUCAUGCAGCAGCUGUCCGUCGCACUGCAGUACUACAUCCACCUGCGCAUCAACCAGGACCCCGCCUGGAAGAACGUCAAAGUCAUUCUCUCCGACGCCAACGUGCCCGGGGAGGGCGAGCACAAGAUCAUGAACUACAUUCGUCUGCAGAGGAACCUCCCGGGCUUUGACCCCAACACACGGCACUGCAUCUACGGUUUGGACGCGGAUCUGAUCAUGCUGGCGCUGGCAACUCACGAAGUACACUUCACCAUUCUCAGAGAGGUGGUGUUUCAGCCCGGGCAGGUGGACAAAUGUUUUCUGUGCGGGCAGACGGGGCACCUGGCAGCGGAGUGUGAGGGCAAGCCGAAGCGCAAAAGGGGCGAGCACGACGAGAAGGAGGGCGGCGUGACCAAGAAGCCGUUCCAGUUGCUGCAGUGCUGGGUGCUGCGCGAGUACCUGGAGCUCGAGUUCAGGGUGCCAGGGGUGCAGAUGGACCUGGAGAGGGUGCUUGACGAUUUCGUCUUCAUGUGCUUCUUCGUGGGCAACGACUUCCUGCCGCAUAUGCCCACGCUGGAGAUCCGAGAGGGCGCCAUCAACCUUUUGGUCUCCAUCUAUCGAAGGGAGUUUGCCAACCUUGGAGGGUACCUUACAGAGAAUGGCGAGGCGGACCUGCGGCGGGUGGAGCAUUUCAUUCAGGCGGUGGCGGUGCACGAGCAGUCCAUCUUCAUGAAGCGCGCGCGCAUCCACCAGAGGCAGAAGGAGAGGAGGGUGAGGGACCGGCAGCAGAAGGAGAGGAACCAGUACCGCAAGGGAGAUGAGGCAGCACCCAAUGUGCCCUCGUCUGCUCUUCAGCCGCUACCCGCCUCGCAGCAGCCCACGCAUCAUGGCGGGCUGUACAGCCGCAGCGACAUGAACAGCGCCAGCCGCAACUCCUUCGCCCUCCUCGCCACUCCUCUCGCCAACCCCUCGUCUGUGAACGGGGGACCAGCAGGCAGCAACCAGGCGGCUGCAGCUGCUCUGCGCGCCAAGCUGGCAGGCCAUGCCACGUCAUCGUCAUCGGCCGACCCGGCAGCGCCACCUGUAACGAAGAUGAUGCGUGUGGAUGGGGCUGCUGGCGCUGCUGCUGCUGCUGCUGCUGCUGCUGCUGCAGACGCAGGAGGGAGAGAGGCAGAGGAGGAGGCGGAGGAUCUGAAGGAGGAGUUGAAGUUCAAGCUGAAGUCGGUGCUCAAGGAUAAGAACGACCUCUUUGCGGGGGGCAAGGAGCCCGAUGACGAGAUCCGGCUGGGUGAUGACGGGUGGAGGGAGCGGUACUACCAGCAGAAGUUUGGUGUGAAGACGUACGAGGAGCAGGAGAGCAUUCGCCAAGAUGUGGUGCUCAAGUUCGUGGAGGGCCUGUGCUGGGUCAUGCGCUACUACUACCAGGGCGUGUGCUCCUGGAACUGGUACUACCCGUACCACUACGCGCCGUUUGCGUCAGACCUCGUGCGCCUGGACGAGUUGGAGAUCCACUUCUUCCUCGGCAAACCCUUCAAGCCCUUUGACCAGCUCAUGGGGGUCUUGCCUGCAGCUAGCUCCGGUGCCCUCCCAGUGGCGUACCGCAACCUCAUGUCCAACCCCUCGUCGCCCAUCGUUGACUUCUACCCCACCGACUUCAGUGUUGACAUGAACGGCAAGCGUUUUGCCUGGCAGGGAGUGGCUCUGCUGCCGUUCAUAGAUGAGGAGCGACUGCUCGAAGCCAUCAAGCAAGUGGAGCCCACCCUCACUGCGGAGGAGCGGCGGCGCAACAGCCAGCUGUGCGAGAUGAUGUACUUCUCCUCGGGGUACCCCCUGGCGGCGUCGGUGUGGGAGAUGAUGGGCAAGUGGGGGCAGCUGGACGCCAAGGCGCGCAUGCAGAAGAAGCAAGCCAUCGACCCCACCCUCAGUGGCGGCAUGAACGGCUAUCUGGUGCUGUGCGAUGGCCAGCCGUGCCCACCCAUGCUGCGUGCCCCCAUGUCGGGGUUCGAGACCAUCGUCAGCAACCAAGUCAUCUGUGUGGUCUACAAAAACCCGGACUUCCAUCGACACAUCUGCCGCCCGCCAGCUGGCGCUAUCUUCCCCCCCAAGUUGGUAUCAGAGCAGGACAUCAAGAGUGAGCCGCUGUGGCACGAGGACACGUGGGGAAGGCGACGGCCGCAGAUUCAGGAGAGGCGACCAGUGCAGAACGCCAUAGGAGGGCCCGUCUUGGGGGCGGCAGCCACUCGUCUGCUUCUCAAUUCUCUUGGCAACGCCGGGCGGCAGGGCGGGGCCGCAGCCGCCCAGCUGCGAGAGGCGCAGCAGCGGCUGACUCACACCGGCAGUGCUGGUCCUGUGCCCCUCCCUGUGCCGCUUGCGGGUGGCAUUCUACCCAUACAGUCACCCUACAGCCAGGCAUCCCCUUAUAGUCACAACCAGGGUGGGGGAUAUAGUCACCCCCAUGCAGGGGGGUAUGGUGGGGGGCAAUCAGCAGACCCUAGGGUUGCUGCUUAUGGGGGGAAGGCGGGAGCCUAUGGGCAACAGCAGCAGGGGUAUGGUUACGGGGGGGCACAGGGUGGUUACCAGCAGCAGCAACAGCAGCAAGGCGGGUACUUUCAGCAGCAGCAGGGGGGGUACCAGCAGCAACAGCCACAGCAGCAAGCGGGGUAUAAUCAGAAUGCAUGGGUGAGGCCGGGCGCAGGAGCAAGCGCGGAAGCCGCGGCAGGGUAUGGAGGAAGAGGAGGGUACGGGCAAACGGGAGGGUAUGGGAGAGGGGGAUACGGAGGAAGCCAACAGGGGUAUGGGGGGAGUCAGCAGCAGGGGUAUGCGGGGCAGGGGGGAAGGGGGUAUGCGCAACAAGGGGGAGGGUACGGGCAAGGCAGGGGAGGGCAGUACGGCCAAGGUAGGCGGUGACUUGGAAGUGAGAUUACACAUGGCAACUCCCCAAGAGAGGUGUGCAUGGCAAGAGUGGAGUGAAAUAUCAGUCUCUUUUUGUGUGUGUAAUUAUGCGGUGAGACGGAGAAGCUGGAUGGACCUCACCACAUGCCUUUCAUGCAAUUGUUGUACCAUACCAUACACAUCCGUUAGAGCACUCCUUCGGUUAUCUGUUUUCGUCCUAGCACUGAUGCUCUUACAUAACAUAGCAUCAAAAGUCGGUAAGCCCUGAAAUGGUGUUCAUUUUGUUCAGAAUGCAAGGUUGAUGUGAUAUGGCAACUACAUGUUGGAAAAUCGAGCUGGCUGUUUCACUAGUGAGGGGACCUGCGUUGGAUUGGUGGCGUUUGUGUCAAGUUAUACAUAUGCUGUAUGUAGAAGUUAUAGGCUAGCCUAGGUGUGUUUCUAGUGAAUACAACCCCAACAGGUAC
Molecule: messenger RNA, 4087 nt
Organism: Closterium sp. NIES-67
Lineage: Eukaryota; Viridiplantae; Streptophyta; Zygnematophyceae; Desmidiales; Closteriaceae
Source: the annotation of a GenBank genome assembly